Symbiodinium sp. CCMP2592 is the source of this 2100-nucleotide messenger RNA. The record is from the annotation of a GenBank genome assembly. NCBI's taxonomy places the organism in Eukaryota, Dinophyceae, Suessiales, Symbiodiniaceae.
AUGGUUCGUCGCAUUCUGCGCCGACAUGGCACCCUCCGCCGAGCCGUGCUGAUAUGGUCGUUGGUUUGUGGAGUGGCGUUGGUUGCGGCUUGGGGCGGGCGAGCCUUUUCCCUAGCGGCCCUAGCGCGACCGGACCUACCAGAUUGGACAGCCGAGUUUGCAGAGGCAAAGAAAGACUACGAUGAAGCGAAGCAAGAAUUGAAGGCUGAAUUUCAGAAAGAGCCCCAACAGCGAGACCAACAACGCAUCGAGUUUUUCACGGCGAACAAACAGGAAGCACAGAAGAAAAUAGAGUUGCUCCUGCAGAAGCAGUCGCCACCAUCCGAGGCCAAGAUCACGGAGGAUGUCAUCGACCAGAAGAUUAAGGACAAGGAGUGGCGCUUGCCAGACAAGCCAGAUGUCAGUCCCCUUUUCAACAGAGAGAAAGAAUUGGAGCAGGUUCAGAAUUACAUUGCCAAUCCAUUCGCUUUUGCCAACAAGGAUGGUCUGUUCAACCUGCUGGGCACAUCUGGAAUGAAGGGCAUCGGGAAGACCCAGUUGCUAUUGAAUUCUUUGCAGGCUGUGGAGAACCUGUCGAACACCAAAGCUGUGUAUUUCACCUUCAACCGGCAAGGUGAUUUGAAGGACAGAGUCCACGAGUCCUUUAGCAAAGGCAAUAGGUAUGACACUGCAUUUGGUCAUGCGCUCCUCACCGCAUGUGGUGCAUCGCUUGCUGCGGUGGAGGCAUGUGACUUCGAUAAAUGCCUCGACGUGAUUCGGAAGCUGGCUUGUGCUGACGUUGCAGAGCGUUUGGUCAUUUUCAUCGAUGAGCUUGGUCUGCUAGACGCAUAUGAAAAAGAACCAGUGGUUGUGCCACUUCUUCAAUCCUUGAUGCGGUGCAUGGACAAGCGAAAGGGCAAACUCGUUUUUGUCUUCUCGCAUCUUCUUGAAGAAAUGUUGACGCGUGGGGCAACACAGCAAAGUGGUCGCAAGAUUAAUGGAAUAUCUUUGGUGGCUUUGGCCGUUGACUUCUGGAAGACGAACCCUGCCUUCAGGGCAUGGGCAACUGCGGCGCAGAGAGAUGCUGGCAUACAUCAGUUGUUGCUGAGCUGUGCCGGUCAUCCUCGUUGUCUCUUUGAAGGUUUGAAGGUGGAAGCAGUUCAGGACUUGUGCAAUUGCGACGUUCCUCAGACUGCAAUCGCUUUGGAGCGAGCUCGGGACCAAAUUAUAAACGAGUGCAAGUUCGAUGACAUGAAGUUCGACCUUCAGGAAAGCAUGUUGAUGCAAUGGUUCAGUCCGCUGGAGCAGAUGAACGAGACUGCCCUCGGCCGUGCCGGCUUGCUGGUUCGUGUAAAGACAGGUCUUGGCAAGGAAACGGCAAGCUUCCUCCAUCCUCUCGUUCUGAGCUGGUGGGCACAGAAGAACAAAAAGUCCUCACGCCUCGCUACGCACCUUUGCCAUGCCUACGAGUUCGAUGCCGAACUUGCAGAAGGUUCAGAGAAGCGGAUGGAAGGGCUCAUGUUCCACUACGAGGCGGUGCUUCGUAUUGCACUUGAGGGCAAACCCAUUGAGUUGAGCCAGUUCUAUGUCACCGACUAUAUCGGCGACAAUUUCAAAAAGAUGUUGCUGGUGGGAGCGCUCCCUCAGGCUUGUAGGGGCAGACUGGUAGAGUUUGUGAAGGACUUCAGCAACGUGAAGUUGGUCAUCGACUGGCUGAAGAAGGGUGCCAUAGUUGUCUCGCAGAAGCAGUCCGAAGAAGGCGUGGAGUAUCUCACGCCGUGGCGGCUGAAUGAUGCGGAAGGCGAGCUCGUUGUUGCCUGUGUCCAGUGCAAGUUCGUGAAAGAAAAGGUCUCGUGGAGCAUCGUUAAGAAGCACAUGCACUCUGCCGUGGAACCCCUGAAGCAGAAGAAGAUAGAGGUUUUCCCAGUGAUUUAUGCCACGCCUGACCAAGGCACCAUUCAGGAAAGCACUUACAAAGAUGGUGUCUACUUUAACGAGGUCAGCAUUUUCAAGUUCACGAGCAAGUUGGGCAUCCUUCGGCUUCACACCGAGAAACUCGGCAAGAGCCUGCAGAAGGAAGUGCCCGUGCUCAACCGAUCCAGAAGCGAGGUUGCAGAUUAG